AUGGAGCAGAUACUAAAAUAUUGUUUAUUUAUUAACUUAAUACAUAUUUGUUUGAAAUGGAAGAACCCUGGAAGUGUUCCCUCGGCAAACUCAAGGCUCUCACCACUUUCUCCAGAGCCUUAUGAAAGUGGGGCAACUAUUGACAUCCCUCUUGACAGCUCAAAGGAUACCAAAGCGAAGGAGAAGGAACUUCAAGCUAAAGAGUCAGAAUUGAAAAGAAGGGAACAGGAACUAAAACGAAGGGAGGAUGCUAUAGCACGAGCUGGAAUAGUUAUAGAGGAAAAAAACUGGCCACCUUUUUUCCCCAUCAUUAAUCAUGACAUUGCAAAUGAAAUACCAAUACAUCUUCAAAGGAUCCAGUAUAUUGCAUUUACGACAUGGUUGGGUUUGGUUCUGUGCCUCUCGUGGAAUUUUGUGGCAGUUACCACUACUUGGAUCAAAGGAGAAGGUCCAACCAUCUGGUUUCUUGCUAUUAUCUAUUUUAUUUCUGGAGCUCCAGGAUCCUAUGUAAUGUGGUAUCGCCCUCUUUAUCGUGCUAUGAGGACUGACAGUGCGCUGAAGUUUGGCUGGUUUUUCUUGUCAUACCAUUUGCACAUCGUCUUUUGCGUUUUUGCUGCAGUUGCGCCACCAAUUAUAUUCAAAGGAAAAUCUCUCGGAGGUAUUUUGGCUGCAAUUGAUGUGUUGGGCGAUCAUGCAUUGGUUGGGAUAUUCUACUUCAUUGGGUUUGGAUUAUUCUGUCUUGAGUCACUGCUGAGCAUCUGGGUUAUUCAGCAAGUAAUGAUGUACUUCCGCGGCAGUGGCAAGGCUGCAGCGAUGAAGCGCGAGACAGCAAGAGGGACGAUGAUGGCAGCUCUAUGACGUGGCACUAGAUGAUGUUUCCCCCUAUAGUUAUCCCCGAAAAUUGAUUUCCUCAGUUACCAUUAUCUUA
Messenger RNA from Lotus japonicus, 928 nucleotides. Its product is annotated as secretory carrier-associated membrane protein 1-like. Gene Ontology annotation, biological process: protein transport. Gene Ontology annotation, cellular component: recycling endosome membrane; trans-Golgi network membrane. NCBI's taxonomy places the organism in Eukaryota, Viridiplantae, Streptophyta, Magnoliopsida, Fabales, Fabaceae. The coding region runs from base 1 to 858 and encodes 285 amino acids. The transcript has 12 exons. The record is from RefSeq and is a predicted model, not a curated record.